This is a messenger RNA of Ophidiomyces ophidiicola, 1320 nucleotides long. RefSeq lists its product as uncharacterized. NCBI's taxonomy places the organism in Eukaryota, Fungi, Ascomycota, Eurotiomycetes, Onygenales, Onygenaceae. Bases 1 to 1320 code for a protein of 439 amino acids. The transcript is spliced from 2 exons. The record is from RefSeq and is a predicted model, not a curated record.
AUGGCGCUGAAUCGCCUUACUUAUACCUCCCAGCACCAUAUCAUUAUUGCCAGUGUCUGUCUCUUCUUGGGAUUUUUUUCUCUCUAUCUCUACGCUGCGGGGUUCCAUGAAGAGUCACGGUAUACCACAGACCCCCACACUACUAAAGGCCAUCAACUUGCGGACAAUAUAAAUGAUUUAGGGCUCUGGGAAUUCGUAGCAACUAGAGAUGCAGACAACUAUGGAUUGAGCCGGGCGCAGUGUCACUCUGCGUUUCCGAAAUUAUAUGUGGAGAUCCAGAGAUCGGUGUCUGAACGCCAGGCGAAGAAGAUAACCUAUGAAGAGUUAAAUUCCACGCGACUGGAAGACGCGAUGGUGAGGGCGAUGGUAUACAACGGAGAGCUGCAUGUAAUCAAGUUUGAAAACAUGAAGUAUACCUUUACUCGAGCUAAAGCAACGUUGAGCUCAUUAAAUCGCGCGCUAGCUGCUAUCUCAGGGCGCGAGAAAAUGCCAAAUAUAGAAUUUAUAUUUUCGUCUGAAGAUUUUACACAUGGUCCUAGUCCUAUAUGGACAUACUCGAAACGAGAAAAAGAAACAUCGGCUUGGCUUAUGCCGGACUUUGGAUAUUGGUCCUGGCCAGAAGUAAAGAUCGGCUCGUACCGUGAAAUCCGGCGGCGAGUUGCCGCAAUAGACAAUGGAACUUUUGUGGACGGGAAGCACAUCCCUGGAAUGCGAUUUCAAGACAAGCAUCCAGUACUUUUCUGGCGCGGAAACAUUGCCACGGCACCAAAGCUUCGGCAGAGUCUCCUUGACGUAACACAUAAUCAGAGCUGGGCUUCUGUCCUGCCCAUCAACUGGAACGACAGCGAGAGUAUUCAAAGAGACUUUGUGCCUAUCGAAGAUCACUGUAGGUACAUGUUUCUCAGCCACGUUGAGGGGCGAAGUUACUCCGGUCGGGGUAAAUAUUUGCAGAAUUGUAAUUCUGUCUUCGUCACGCACGAACUAGAAUGGCGCGAAGUUCACCAUUCGGCACUUGUAGCUUCAGGGGAGGAAGCAAAUUACGUAGCCGUAAAGCGUGAUUUCUCCGACCUCGCUGAGAAGAUUAAACAUCUAAUAAAUCACCCGGAUAUUUCAGAACGUAUCGCUCGGAAUAGCGUCGAGGUAUUCCGGGAUCGGUAUCUGACACCGGCCGCGGAAGCAUGUUACUGGCGCGAAUUGGUAUUAGCGUACGGCAAAAUAUCAGACUUCGAGGCAACAUUGUAUUACCUGAAUCCGAACGGAGAGAAGGUACGGCGUGGUGUGCCGUUUGAAUCCUGGAUACUGGACGGAAAAUUGCAGUAA